Molecule: messenger RNA, 1757 nt
Organism: Laetiporus sulphureus 93-53
Lineage: Eukaryota; Fungi; Basidiomycota; Agaricomycetes; Polyporales; Laetiporaceae
Product: mitochondrial carrier
Exons: 8
Coding region: 248-1309 (353 amino acids)
Biological process (GO): transmembrane transport
Source: RefSeq, a predicted model, not a curated record
UGUGAGCCAGCACACUGAGUUCCGCACCGCGCGAAGUUCGAACAGCCCUCCACCCAUCACGCUCCCCACCAGCCCACAUCCUCCUCCUCCCCUUCUCCCUCGCCAUCUCUCUCUACACUGCCACUCCUUUGCCCUGUGCAAGAUCCUUGCCACUAUAUCUACUGCAUUGGUCAUCGACACUGCCAUAUAACACACUGUCUUCCCAACGCUUGAUGCCGUGUCUCGUUGCUCGCCUGUACCGCUAAACAUGACAUCGCGUCAAGUUGAGUCCAAGUCCCAGCUUCAGGCCGCACAGAAGCUGCAGAUGGCUGCAUCUGCGGUGGCCAUCGAGCAGAAGCAGCCCUUCUUCAGUCCUCAGCUCACGUCGUACUUCAUUGCGGGCGGCCUCGCCGGCGCCGCAUCGCGCACGAUGGUUAGCCCUCUCGAGCGUUUGAAGAUUAUCCAGCAGGUACAGCCGACCACCGCAGAGGGGCAGUACAAGGGCGUGUGGGCGAGCCUCGUGCGCAUGUGGCGGGAAGAGGGCUUCAGGGGCUUUAUGCGCGGAAACGGAAUCAAUUGCCUGCGCAUUGUACCAUACAGUGCGGUGCAAUUUGCGACAUAUGAGCAGUUGAAGAAGUGGCUCACCAAUUAUGGAGCGACACAGCUCGAUACCCCGACGCGCCUCACGGCAGGUGCACUAGCAGGCAUCACAUCGGUCUGCUCGACAUACCCACUCGACCUUAUCCGCUCCCGGCUCUCCAUCGCGACCGCAUCCAUCCCAAUUCAGCAAUCCGCGCCCGUCGCCUCUACCCGCUCCUCCCAGCCUUCGCUCGCGUCCGCGUAUCAUACUGCCUCGGCAGCGCGCGCGCUCACCCCUGGGGAGCUGACGGUGUGGGGGAUGACGCUCAAGGUGAUGCGCGAGGAGGGAGGCGUGCGCGCGCUUUACCGUGGAAUCGUCGCCACCUCGGCGGGCAUUGCGCCAUACGUCGGGAUCAACUUUGCGGCGUAUGAGGCGCUGCGGGGCGUUGUCACACCGCCGGGAAAGAGCAGCGUUCCGCGGAAGCUGCUCUGUGGCGCAUUGGCUGGGUCGAUCUCGCAGACGCUGACAUAUCCGUUUGACGUGCUCCGCAGGAAAAUGCAAGUGACGGGCAUGGGUUCGAUGGGGCUGAAGUAUACCGGGGCACUGGAUGCACUUAGGACCAUUUUGAGGACGGAGGGCCCGAGGGGGUUGUAUAGGGGACUGUGGCCGAAUCUCCUCAAGGUCGCGCCGAGCAUCGCAACGUCAUUUUUCACAUACGAGCUCGUGAAGGAGUUCUUAGGCGCGUCAUGAUCGUGAUCGCCGGAAGCACUUUGCAUAGGGGAAUGAUGAGGCCGGUGAGUCUUCUAGGCUGAUGAGGGUGAGGUUGCGGAAGGGCGAGAUGAGAUGAGGAGUGAGGUGCUGUCGCAGUCGGCAUUCCUUGGACGCCGGAGUAGGUGGAUCAGGAUCAAUGCGCGAUGAAGUGUGACGGGUAGUUUGUGGUCCAUGAGAUCGAAGGGAGGUUGGAUGAGGCAAUUGAAUCUGGUUCCAUUGGAGUGAAGAUGAUACUAGACCUACGUCCGUUGGCAUACCUGAUAGAUUACAGUGAGGCUGCGCUAUUAUAGGGCGCGGCCGUGGUACCAUAACAUUAUUGUUUUGUCAAUCAGCGGAGCUAUGAACGUUGGGCCCGAAAUAGAGUAUGUAGUACAAUUAUACAGGCAUCUCGGAUCUGUCAGAUUCAUGAAUGGAUCACAGUGUGAUU